Ostrea edulis (European flat oyster) is the source of this 2035-nucleotide messenger RNA. RefSeq lists its product as uncharacterized. The record is from RefSeq and is a predicted model, not a curated record. NCBI's taxonomy places the organism in Eukaryota, Metazoa, Mollusca, Bivalvia, Ostreida, Ostreidae. Bases 147 to 638 code for a protein of 163 amino acids. The transcript has 6 exons.
UUGAUAUGCAGAAUUAUUCAUAUCGACAAUGUCUCCUGACAGCAGACCACGUGAGAUCUGGUACCUAACGUGGACUAUAUAUAAAGCGCGCGUUAAUGACAGCGCAAUAAUAUAUACCAGCCCGACAGAGAUACUCCCGUAUUAACAUGCUGCUUUUAGUAGUUAUUUCCUCUAUCACAGUUUUGGGGGUACAAGGACAGUUAAAUGCCACACAGAAUGGAGGAAUAACAAAUGGGGUCUCAAACACUCAGCCGACGUUAAAUAAUGCAGAUGCAAUCAAAGUAGCCGAGACACUUGUGCAAACAGCCAAUCAGCUUCUUUCGAUUUUAAAACGAGGCAAUGCGCCAACCGUUCUCUGUCCCAAUGGCAGACCACAGACACACUGUGAUCCUGACCCCUGUGCCACGUGGGACUGUUCCAACAUCGCCGGAGUCCAGUGCGAGCGUGCCUGUGAUUCAUGUGAUCCAAUUUUCAAGACACGUGGACGUGACGUCACAUCAAUUUGUGAAAUGAGGCGAGUUCCGGUUAAUCCCUUCCAGCUUAUGAACGCGCCCAUCUCUCCAUUUGAUAGCUUUGCAUCUGAAGGUUUCCACCCCAUAGAGAGACUUUUCCUUAGAGGGAAUUUUCCAAACAAAUAACUCGGUGACGUCAUUAAUCUACCAAAUGCAGUUAACGCGCUCGAUAGCAGGUGUUCUUAUUAUAUAGAAUUGUAUGAUUUAGAUACAAUUUAAAAAUGUAAUCUUAUACCUUUGUUUUCUAAUGGUGCCAAAAUAUUCUGCAUGAUGUGAGUGUAUAUGAUUUUGUGUUGAUUUUGAUAGUUGUAGACGUAGUCUUUCGUAAUGGGGAAAGGUUCGAUGUGUGGAAACAGUUUAUAUAUUCACUACUCUACUCUUUAUAGUUAUGUCCGUGAAUGAUUUUAUAUUCAAUUAAAAGCAUGAUCAGAUACUUAUGUACAUCUUGUAUUAGUUCAAGUACUCCUUAAUUAAUACAUGUAAUAAUUUGUAUAAAAUGGCAUUUCAUUUGUGUGAUGUACAUCACGAUGGGAUACCAUAGCUUUAUUCAACACUCGUUAGUUAAGGAGGUACUCUACAUCGUCAUAAUGGCUGACGUCCUUUAAAGGCAUUGGUGAAAAUAUAAAUAUCAGCAAUAUUAGUCUAUUCAUUUAAUAAAAUCGUCGGCUAGCUAAGUAGCUCAGUAGGUUAGCACGUCGGAUGCUGAACUGUAAAUCGCGGGUUCGAGUCCAGCAGUGGUUUUAAUUUUUUUCUUUUCGGAUUACUUUGUUCUAAAACUGUAUUUUUUGACUAAAUAAAGUAAAUUUGAAAAUUUUCAAUUUCAAAACAUUGUUGUACAUAUCCUCCACUUUUUAACCAUAUUAAAUUUCUCUGGUGCAGUACACCUCCUUAAAUGUGAUUCCGGAUGUUGCGCAUAAGUAUGAAGACGCCGACACAUUACUUGAAGUUGAGUAGAAUUUGAAAUUUUUUAAUUGAUAUUGAAUAAACCGAAUGUCUGUGAUAGUGUGAAUUUAUAUCAUUGAAAUGGUGGGUGUAUUUGGUUAGCGAAACUUAACCAUUUCAACUCGUUGGAUAAAGCUAAUACAAGAUAAUAUAUAUAUGUAGAUACAUGUAUACUUCAUAUAUAAAAUAUAGCCUUUCCUGGAAUGUUUACUGAACAACAGAUGCGCUGCGCAAACGAAUUUGAUAUUUUUAUUGUCUAGCUGUGGUUGUGAUUGUUACUUAUUAUAACACUACUAGCAUGCUCUGUUGAAAUAAACAGCUCUAUUUUCGCUGCAAUUUAAUAUUUGUAAUUUCCACUGUCACUUUUAUCUGUGAAAUUGAAACUACAUGCAUGUGAAAUCGACUUUGAACAUAAUCAGUCCUGAGCGGACUUAAGGCUGUAUACGGUCUUGCAAAUAUUUCUAUCAACUUUCUGUUCAGUACCGUGUAUCAGUGUGAAAUAGAACUCCACUACUGUGCAUGCUUUAAACAUUGCAUGUACUAUUCAUAUAUCUAAUAAUAAAGGCGUUAAUUUUUCCCUA